Messenger RNA from Lasiosphaeria miniovina, 1373 nucleotides. Its product is annotated as xylose reductase. The record is from RefSeq and is a predicted model, not a curated record. Gene Ontology annotation, cellular component: cytosol. Lineage: Eukaryota; Fungi; Ascomycota; Sordariomycetes; Sordariales; Lasiosphaeriaceae. The coding region runs from base 1 to 975 and encodes 324 amino acids. The transcript is spliced from 3 exons. Gene Ontology annotation, biological process: D-xylose catabolic process. Gene Ontology annotation, molecular function: D-xylose reductase (NADPH) activity.
AUGGCUCCCAUCCCCAACAUCAAGCUCAGCAGCGGCUAUGACAUGCCCCAGGUGGGCUUUGGCCUCUGGAAGGUCGACACGGCCGUCGCUUCCGAUGUCGUCUAUAAUGCCAUCAAGGCCGGAUACCGCCUCUUCGACGGCGCAUGCGACUACGGCAAUGAGGUCGAGUGCGGACAGGGCGUUGCCCGCGCCAUCAAGGAGGGGCUUGUGAAGCGGGAGGAGCUCUUCAUCGUCUCCAAGCUGUGGAACACGUUCCACGACGGCGAGCGCGUCGAGCCCAUCGUCAAGAAGCAGCUAGCCGACUGGGGCCUCGAGUAUUUCGAUCUCUAUCUGAUCCAUUUCCCCGUCGCCCUCGAGUACGUCGACCCCGCCGUCCGCUACCCCCCCGGCUGGCACUAUGACGGCGAGAGCGAGAUCCGCCCGAGCAAGGCCUCCAUCCAGGAGACGUGGACAGCCUUCGAGAGCCUGGUGGCAAAGGGCCUCUCCAAGAGCAUCGGCGUGUCUAACUUCCAGGCCCAGCUGAUCUAUGACCUGCUGCGCUACGCCAAGAUCCCCCCUGCCACCCUCCAGAUCGAGCACCACCCUUACCUCGUCCAGCAGGAGCUGCUCAACCUAGCCAGGCAUGAGGGCAUUGCCGUCACCGCUUACAGCACUUUCGGCCCCGCCAGCUUUAGGGAGUUCAACAUGACGCACGCCUCCAAGCUAGCCCCCCUUCUCGAGGACUCCACCAUCAAGUCCAUCGCCGACAAGCACGGCAAGGACUCGGCACAGGUCCUGCUCCGCUGGGUCACCCAGCGUGGCUUGGCGAUUAUCCCCAAGAGCAGCAGGCAAGAGACCAUGGUGGCCAACCUGAACAGCCUCGACUUUGACCUUACUGAGGAGGAAAUCGCCCAGAUCUCUGCCUUUGACAGAGGCAUCCGCUUCAACCAGCCGUCCAACUAUUUCCCCACUGAGUUCCUGUGGAUCUUUGGCUAAAUGGCUGAGCCAAGCGAGAGGACCCAAUCCACCACUGGGCCCCUCCAUAAAAACAAGACAGAUCCACAGCAGCAGGACCAGAAGUGCGACCCCGCUGGUUCGCAAUGAUGACUGCUCUCUGACGAUGCAACUGGCAUGAGAUGAGGGUUGGGAAACCAGAAAGAUGCUGCUGGGGCUCCUUCUCUACUCCCCAAACGAGGGACAGACAACACCAGCAGCAGUCCUCUUUUUUUUUUUUUUGGACGCGUAGUGGAGCGAUAACUACCUAACGACUUUGUUUUCUUGUAUUGCCGAGAUGACGAUCUCAUGUCUUUUUUUUAAUAUAUACAUUAUAUAUCAUGAUGCAUGGCAUGUUGUGUGGGAAUAGUUGCCAUAGAGUAUAAUCCACUCGUCUGUCC